AUGUCGUCGUCAACGCAGUCACAAGAUUGCCAUCUCGUGUACCGGUCGUGUCGACUUGCCACACCCUCCGUAGACGCCCAAAUGAGGCUGGCUGUUGUACGGCAGUUGGUGCAAGGCAAACAGGAAGCCAUUUGCCCAUCCGUUACGACAAUGGCCGCCAUUUCUGCUGUUCAGCAAAUCCGAUGGGCAACGCCCUUCCGUGUUUCCCUGCCUCCCUCCACUUCACUCCUCCCAGCCGCCCAAUUAUCCCAUUCUACUGGUCGGUAG
Protopolystoma xenopodis is the source of this 267-nucleotide messenger RNA. The record is from the annotation of a GenBank genome assembly. NCBI's taxonomy places the organism in Eukaryota, Metazoa, Platyhelminthes, Monogenea, Polystomatidea, Polystomatidae.